AUGGAAAAGAAAAUAACUAAUGACUUGCUUGGGAUCAUAAGAGCCUUAUCAUGUCUCCCAUGCUCCAGACCUUUUCUUAAGCCUGUCGACGUAAUCGCAUUAGGCAUCCCAGACUAUUUGACUAUCAUUGAUCGGCCAAUGGAUUUAGGCACAAUUAAGACAAAACUAAUGAAAAAAGAAUACACAGACAAGCAGCAAUUUUUACAGGACGUUUACCAGAUUUUCGAUAACUGUAGGAGAUAUAACACUGACCCAAGAAAUCCAGUCAGAGUUUUAUGUGAAGACUUGCAAACACAAUUUGAGCUACAAUGAACAAAGCUGGAAGACGGGAAUAAGGCAAAAAAUAUAUAGGUUGAUAAAAAUAAAGAAGACAUCACUAUAACCAUACCUAAUAAAAGGGAGCCAGAAAAUACCAUUGAGGUUAAAAGAUUAUCAAGUGCCUCAAGAAAACAAAAAUCAUCGUCAAUCAUAAAAAUCCCAAAUUUUGAUAUGGAGAGGACUGAGGAAAAAGUCAGAGAAAAAAAGCCAAAAAGAGAAAAAAUAGUAGAAAAACCUAUAGAAAAGCCUGUGGAGAAAGUAAUAGAAAAACCAAUUGAAGAAAAUUUUAAAAAAUUUGAAAUUCAGGUUAAUACAAAUAUUGAGGAGCCUGACGAGGUUUUUAAAGAAGAAUUUGAAGAGCCAAUAAAGGUGGAUAGCAGUGAAACUUCUGUACAAAUUUUUAUACCUCCUCAGCCACCUUCACCUCCUGAAGCACCUGUCUCUCCGCCGGCUGCUCCUCAAAAGACUGCCCAAGAGUUAUGAACGGUGCCAAUCCAAAAAAAACGAAAAAAUGAGGAAGUUAUUUAUGAAGAGGAGCUUAAUUAUGACAAAUUGUUAGGAAGGGACGAGUCUGAUAGUAUAAUCAAGCUUAAAAUCCCAGAACUUCCACAAGAAGAAAUAGAAAAUAACGAAGAUGCUCCAGCACCUAUUAAAUUUGAUAGUAACGAAUAUAUGAAGGCUGUUCUGCAGCCUAUGGUUGAUGCAGAUACCAAGAGAAAGCUAAGAAGCAUUCUAUAUAAAACUAUGCUGGCAGCUUAA
Messenger RNA from Blepharisma stoltei, 1077 nucleotides. The record is from the annotation of a GenBank genome assembly. NCBI's taxonomy places the organism in Eukaryota, Ciliophora, Heterotrichea, Heterotrichida, Blepharismidae.